CACAGAGUCGAUGACAUGUCGAUUCUUCUUUGUUGUUUUAUUUUAAGACUGCAACAUGAUUUUGUGAUUAAGAAAAAAAUAAACAUUUUAUAUUAGUAUGCUUGACUUAAUUCACCAAAAUAGAAUUUGUGUGUUCUUUCUAGUUACUUCUUAGAGUUUCCCUUGUGAAGCUAUUUUGGUUACUUUCAGGAUACCAGCGGGAAUUGACCUUCCAGAGAUAUGUUGGUUCGGACAGUCCUUUCGGAAACCGCGAUGAGGCAGGAUACAUGUGGCUGACUGCAUUCGUAGCUCGCAGUUUCCAUCAGGCCAGACCCUACAUCUUCGUGGGCAACCAGACUCUAGGGAGGGCACUCAGCUGGAUGGCAGACAGGCAGAAUGUGGAUGGGUCCUUCAAUGAGCCUGGCCUUGUGUUCGACAGACAGAUGCAGAUUAAUCAGUACACGCUGGAAAACGCCACCGUGAAUGCCACGAAUUACCUGGAGUCAGUGGCUCCCUCUAUCACGAACCCCUUCACUCUCGCCAUUGUCAGCUACGCCUUGUCUGAGGUUGGGAGUUCGGUAGCAGAUGUCACAUUCAACAAACUCAACGCUCAGAUGAGGUUCACGGUACUCUGAAACACUGGACUGAACCCACUACCACCUCCUCUAGCUACUACACAAAAUGGACUCCUUCACACACACGUGCCCUGCCAAUCGACAUCCAGACUACGGCUUAUGCCCUUUUGGCGUCCUCUGCACGUGGUGAUCUGAAGGGAGGUCUUCCAAUCACGAACUGGCUGACUUCACAGAGGAACCCGUAUGGUGGCUUCUCCACGACGCAGGUUAGUGUGUUGUCAUAUGUUAGUCCAAUAUUACACCAUUGAGAAGUCAAAACAAGUUACUGG
Molecule: messenger RNA, 883 nt
Organism: Haliotis rufescens (red abalone)
Lineage: Eukaryota; Metazoa; Mollusca; Gastropoda; Lepetellida; Haliotidae
Product: C3 and PZP-like alpha-2-macroglobulin domain-containing protein 8
Exons: 4
Coding region: 267-614 (115 amino acids)
Source: RefSeq, a predicted model, not a curated record